Molecule: messenger RNA, 354 nt
Organism: Colletotrichum orchidophilum
Lineage: Eukaryota; Fungi; Ascomycota; Sordariomycetes; Glomerellales; Glomerellaceae
Exons: 1
Coding region: 1-354 (117 amino acids)
Source: RefSeq, a predicted model, not a curated record
AUGUCGCCUAUGGAACUGUCAUGCAAUACCGCGUCGCCAGCAGCGUUUUCAAUGUCGCUCCAGGGCUCCAGACGGAAGAUGUCCGAUCCUGUCGUAGAUCUGCACUCAAGCUUUACGGGCGGCAUGUUCGAGAACGCCUUGGAGAAGUCGUACGGUCAAUCACCCGAUGACGAGGAUGUGGACCUAGAGGGUGACGCUUUUGGUCCGCUGAUGGCGUUGGCAAUGACGGCGGUAGAGGACGCAACUGAACAGCGUGCCGAAGCAGAGGAGGUGAUGCUGACCGAGAGCCCCAAUCCUAUGAAGAGGUGUAUGGAAGAGGCUGAUGUUGUUUCGAAGCGAGUCUGCUAUAUGUGA